UUUCUCACUCUGACCUUUUAUAUUCUACCAAGUUGCGUCUAUCUAUCAUCUUAACUGACACACACAUCAUGCUUUUUGGUUCAUUUUGCAAGCAACAAUAAAACAGUUGCGGCGUUUAUUGAGCAUUCCGAGGAUAUAUCUUUUUUAAUUAUCCAUAAAUUGCAACAUCUCUCUCUCUCACUCUCUCAAAUUCGAAGGGAAGAGAGAGGCUUCUAAACAAAGAUAUGGGUUCUGUGGAGAAUGAUUCAUCGCUUGUGGAAGAGGCUCCUCUUCUUCAGGAUGGAGAGAGCAGACAAUACACAGGAGAUGGUUCAGUUGACUUUAAAGGGAGGCCUGUUCUUAAGCAGAAUACUGGCAAUUGGAGAGCUUGCCCAUUUAUCCUAGGCGAUGAGUGUUGCGAACGUUUGGCAUACUAUGGCAUUGCAACAAACCUUGUUACCUAUCUUACCCGCAAACUACACGAAGGAAAUGUCUCUGCUGCAAGAAAUGUCACCACUUGGCAAGGCACUUGUUAUCUUACACCUCUCAUUGGAGCUGUUGUAGCAGAUUCUUACUUGGGACGAUACUGGACAAUUGCUGUUUUCUCCACGAUAUAUUUCAUUGGGAUGUGUACAUUGACGCUUUCUGCAUCUGUUCCAGGACUGAAGCCUGCUGAGUGUUUUGAUUCUGUAUGCCCUUCAGCUACUCAUGCACAAUAUGCUGUGUUCUUCUUUGGUCUCUACUUGAUUGCACUUGGGACUGGUGGCAUAAAACCAUGUGUGUCAUCUUUUGGGGCAGAUCAGUUUGAUGAUACCGAUCCCCAGGAAAGGAUUAAGAAGGGAUCUUUUUUCAACUGGUUUUACUUUUCUAUCAACAUAGGAGCCCUUGUAUCAAGCAGUUUUAUAGUGUGGAUUCAAGACAAUGCAGGCUGGGGUCUUGGAUUCGGCAUUCCUGCUAUAUUUAUGGGAUUAGCUAUUGGAAGCUUCUUUUUAGGCACACCCCUCUACAGGUUUCAAAAACCAGGGGGAAGCCCUAUUACAAGAAUGUGCCAGGUUGUGGUAGCAUCAGUCCAGAAGAAAAAUCUGGUUGUCCCUGAGGAUAUUAGUCUCCUGUAUGAAACACCAGGCAAGAGCUCUGUAAUUGAAGGAAGUCGGAAACUGGAGCAUACUGAUGAACUAAGGUAA
This is a messenger RNA of Gastrolobium bilobum, 1163 nucleotides long. RefSeq names its product protein NRT1/ PTR FAMILY 8.3-like. Gene Ontology annotation, biological process: transmembrane transport; oligopeptide transport. The coding region runs from base 225 to 1163 and encodes 312 amino acids. Lineage: Eukaryota; Viridiplantae; Streptophyta; Magnoliopsida; Fabales; Fabaceae. Gene Ontology annotation, cellular component: plant-type vacuole membrane. The record is from RefSeq and is a predicted model, not a curated record. The transcript is spliced from 4 exons. Gene Ontology annotation, molecular function: transmembrane transporter activity.